CACUGACGUUUUCUCUUCUAUGAUGGGCUUCUUUUGUGGGGAGAACUGUGCUUAUUAUUUUGGAUAUAUUUCCUUUCGACAACACUGCAUGUUGUUAUUUAUUUACUGUUAAAAUUUAGAGAUACGUUAGCAGAAACAGGAAUAAAAUAGGUAUAUAGUCGUACUGGGAAUAAGAUGGAAAACAUAUGCGCUCUCUGGGUUCUGCUGAACCUUUGUUUCAGCGUUUUUAUUAUGGCGGGCAUUGCUCGUGGUGACGUGAGCUAUUCUGUACCGGAGGAGAUGAAAAUCGGAUAUGUGAUUGGAAAUAUAGCCAAGGAUCUCGGACUUAAUCUGAACAGUCUCUCAGUUCGGAAGGCCCGUAUUGAUGGCGAGGGAACACGGAGAAAACACUGCGACAUUAAUGUGUAUAAUGGAGAACUGACCGUAUCAGAGAGGAUUGACAGAGAGGGGCUUUGUGGAAAGAAAUCUGUUUGCAUCUUAAAACAGGAGCUGGUGCUGGAGAAUCCACUGGAAUCUCAUCGGAUUAACAUAAAUGUUCAAGAUGUAAACGACAAUUCACCUGUAUUCAAAAAAGGCGUUGUAAAAUUGGAAAUUAGAGAAUCGGCAGUUAAAGGCUCUCGUUUUCUUUUGGAGGAGGCUCACGAUGCAGACAUUGGAACAAAUUCGGUUCAGAGCUAUACUCUAUCAAUAAACGAACAUUUUUCAUUAGCGGUCAGUUCGAAAGCAGGUGGCUGGAUUUCCUGUGAGUUGAUGUUGGAUAAGGAGUUAGAUCGUGAGCUGGAAAAAGAGGUAACAUUAACUCUCACUGCAGUUGAUGGUGGGACUCCACCAAGAUCAGGUACUGUAACUAUACACGUCACUGUACUGGAUGCUAAUGAUAAUGCUCCAGUGUUUACAAAGUCUGUUUAUAAAGUCAGUCUGCCUGAAAAUUCUCCUCUAGAUACUCUGGUGGCUACAGUGAGUGCUACUGAUGCAGAUGAAGGGGUAAACGGGGAGGUUUUUUAUGAAUUUAGCCACGUAUCUGAGAAUGAUUUAGCAACAUUCUCUCUCAACCCUAAUUCUGGGCAGAUACGCUUGAUUGGUUCUAUAGACUACGAAGAAGAGUCUUCAUUUGAAAUUAAGAUUCAGGCUACUGAUGGUUUAGGGUUAGUAUCGUUUGCUGUUGUAAACAUAGAAAUUUUGGACAUUAAUGAUAACUCCCCUCUUAUAUUUGUUAAAACACUUUAUAAUCCUAUUCCAGAGAAUGUAGUGCUUUCUACAGAGGUGGGCAUCAUUAAUGUGCAAGAUAAAGAUUCAGAGAAUAGUGGUAAGGUUAAUUGCGCAAUUCAGCAGAACAUCCCUUUUAAAGUUGUUCCAUCCAUCAAAAAUUAUUAUUCCCUUGUAACAACAGGUGAAUUAGACAGAGAGCUAAUUUCUGAAUAUAACAUAACGAUCACUGCUACUGAUGAAGGCUCUCCCCCUUUAUCCUCCUCCAAAACUAUUCAUCUUUCAGUAGCUGAUGUAAAUGAUAAUCCACCUGUAUUUGAGGAGCAGUUUUACAGCGCUCAUGUGAAAGAAAAUAACAAACCAGGCUCUUCUGUUUGUACAAUAGCAGCAAGAGACCCAGACUGGAGACAGAAUGGUACUAUAGUUUAUUCUUUAUUACCGUCUCAUAUUAAUGGUUCACCAGUGUCCUCACUUUUAUCAGUUAAUGGAGACACAGGUGUUAUCCAUGCAGUGAGAUCUUUUGAUUAUGAACAGUUUAAAAGUUUUAAAGUGCUUGUCUUAGCCAGAGACAACGGUUCUCCUCCACUCAGUAGUAACGUGACUGUGAGUGUUUUCAUAACUGAUGAGAAUGAUAACUCCCCACAAAUAUUAUACCCCUCUCUGGAAGGAAACUCUUUUAUGACUGAGAUGGUGCCCAAAGCUGCCCUGUCAGGUUCUCUGGUAUCCAAGGUAAUCGCAGUGGAUGCAGACUCUGGUCAGAACUCCUGGCUUUCUUAUCAUAUAGUGAAGGCCACUGAUCCCGGGCUUUUCACUAUUGGUGAACACAGUGGAGAAAUCAGACUUCAAAGGGACAUUUAUGAGUCCAUUAAUAUGAAGCAGAAUCUUAUUGUUUCCGUGAAAGAUAACGGAGAGCCUGCGCUCUCUGCUACUUGUGUACUGUGUUUACUCAUUUCUGAUAACUUGGCUGAAGUACCAGAACUGAAAGACAUGUCUUAUGAUGAGAGCAGCUCCAAACUCACUUUUUAUUUGAUCAUCGCGCUGGUGUCCGUCUCCACUUUCUUCCUCACUUUCAUCAUCAUUAUCCUGGCCGUGAGGUUUUGUCACAGGAGGAAGCCCAGACUGUUGUUUGAUGGAGCUGUAGCUAUUCCCAGCGCAUAUCUCCCUCCAAAUUACGCAGAAGUUGAUGGAACGGGAACUCUUCGAAGCACCUACAACUAUGAUGCAUAUCUGACCACAGGAUCACGAACCAGUGAUUUUAAGUUCGUCUCAUCUUACAGUGACGGAACUCUGCCUGCCGAUCUGACGCUGAAGAAGGGUAAAUCCGUCGAGGACAUGCUGAGAUGUUCUGGUGAUGAACUUGAAACUUUAAACCAGGUAUGGCAUUUCGUUUUUUACGAUCUAUUACAUUGA
Messenger RNA from Astyanax mexicanus (Mexican tetra), 2616 nucleotides. RefSeq names its product protocadherin beta-16-like. Gene Ontology annotation, molecular function: calcium ion binding. Bases 175 to 2616 code for a protein of 813 amino acids. The record is from RefSeq and is a predicted model, not a curated record. NCBI's taxonomy places the organism in Eukaryota, Metazoa, Chordata, Actinopteri, Characiformes, Acestrorhamphidae. Gene Ontology annotation, biological process: homophilic cell-cell adhesion. Gene Ontology annotation, cellular component: plasma membrane. The transcript has a single exon.